This is a messenger RNA of Chionomys nivalis (European snow vole), 2494 nucleotides long. It is a transcript of the gene Xrcc5, whose product is annotated as X-ray repair cross complementing 5. The transcript has 21 exons. Gene Ontology annotation, biological process: telomere maintenance; double-strand break repair via nonhomologous end joining; cellular response to gamma radiation. Gene Ontology annotation, cellular component: Ku70:Ku80 complex; nucleus. Gene Ontology annotation, molecular function: telomeric repeat DNA binding; DNA helicase activity; double-stranded DNA binding. The coding region runs from base 66 to 2264 and encodes 732 amino acids. NCBI's taxonomy places the organism in Eukaryota, Metazoa, Chordata, Mammalia, Rodentia, Cricetidae. The record is from RefSeq and is a predicted model, not a curated record.
ACUGAGUUGCGACACUGUAGGUUUCCAUCCGGGAAAAGUAACCAAACGGCCCGUGGACCAGCAACAUGGCGUGGUCCGGUAAUAAGGCAGCUGUUGUGCUGUGUAUGGACGUGGGGGCUGCCAUGGGUAACUCCUUUCCUGGUGAGGAAUCCCCGUUUGAACAAGCAAAGAAAGUGAUGACCAUGUUUGUCCAACGACAGGUAUUUUCCGAGAGCAAGGAUGAGAUUGCUUUAGUCCUCUUUGGUACAGACAACACUGAUAAUGCCCUUGCUGGUGAGGACCAGUACCAGAACAUCUCAGUGCACAGACACCUGAUGCUACCAGAUUUUGAUUUGCUGGAAGACAUUGAAAGCAAAAUCCAACCAGGCUCUCGCCAAGCUGACUUCCUGGACGCCCUGAUCGUGUGCAUGGAUCUGAUUCAGCGGGAAAGCAUAGGGAAGAAGUUUGGGAAGAAGCACAUUGAAGUGUUCACUGACCUCAGCAGCCCGUUCAGCCAAGAUCAACUCGAUGUCAUCAUUUGUAACUUGAAGAAAUCUGGCAUCUCCCUGCAGUUCUUUCUGCCUUUUCCCAUCUGCAAGAGUGGUGAGGCUGGGAGCAGAGGAGAUGGUGACCUGGGCUUGGACCACUGUGGACCGUCCUUUCCUCAGAAAGGGAUUACUAAGCAGCAAGAGGAAGGCAUCCGCAUGGUGCAAAGGGUGAUGGUGUCUCUAGAAGGUGAAGAUGGGCUGGAUGAGAUCUAUUCCUUCAGUGAGAGUCUACGGCAGCUGUCGGUCUUUAAGAAGAUUGAGAGGCGCUCCAUGCCCUGGCCCUGCCAGCUGACCAUCGGCUCCAAUUUGUCUAUAAAGAUUGUAGCCUAUAAAUGGAUCGUACAGGAGAAGAUUAAAAAGAGCUGGACAGUUGUGGAUGCAAGAACCCUAAAGAAGGAAGAUGUACAGAAAGAAACUGUUUAUUGCUUAAAUGACGACGACGAAACCGAAGUUUCCAAAGAGGACACUAUUCAAGGGUUCCGCUACGGAAGCGAUAUAAUUCCUUUUUCUAAAGUGGAUGAGGAACAAAUGAAAUAUAAAUCGGAGGGGAAGUGCUUCUCUGUUUUGGGAUUUUGUAGAUCUUCUCAGGUCCCUAGAAGAUUCUUUAUGGGAUAUCAAGUUCUAAAGGUCUUUGCAACAAAAGAUGAUAAGGUGGCGGCUGUAACCCUUUCUUCCCUUAUUCAUGCUUUGGAUGAAUUAAACAUGGUCGCCAUCGUUCGAUAUGCUUACGACAAAAGAGCGAAUCCUCAAGUUGGUGUAGCUUUUCCUUGUAUUAAAGACGCCUAUGAGUGUUUAGUUUAUGUGCAGCUGCCUUUCAUGGAAGACUUGCGGCAAUACAUGUUUUCAUCACUUAGAAACAAUAAGAAGUGCACUCCCACAGAGGCACAGCUGAAUGCUGUUGGCGAUCUGAUUGAUGCUAUGAGCUUGGUAAGGAAGAGUGAGGAAGAAGACACCGUUGAAGACUUGUUUCCAGUCUCCAAGAUUCCAAAUCCCGAAUUUCAGAGACUGUUCCAGUGUCUGCUGCACCGGGCCUUACACCCCCAGGACCGUCUGCCCCCAAUUCAGCCGCACAUUUUGAGUAUGCUCAAUCCCCCCACUGAGAUGAAAGCCAAGUGUGAGAUUCCUCUUUCUAAAGUAAAGACCCUUUUCCCUCUGACGGAAGCCAUCAAGAAAAAGGAUCAAGUGACUGCUCAGGACAUUUUCCAAGACAAUCAAGAAGAGGGGCCUGCCGCUAAAAAAUGUAAGACUGAGAAAGAAGAAACUCACAUCAGUAUUUCCAGCCUGGCUGAAGGGAAUGUCACCAAGGUUGGAAGUGUGAAUCCUGUUGAAAACUUCCGUGCUCUAGUGAGACAGAAGAUUAUCAGCUUUGAGGAAGCGAGCCUCCAGCUAAUAAGUCACAUUGAGCAGUUUGUGGAUACCAACGAAAUACUGUAUUUUCUGAAGAGUAUGGAGUGCAUCAAAGCUUUCCGGGAGGAGGCCGUGCAGUUUUCAGAAGAGCAGCGCUUCAAUAGUUUCCUGAAAGACCUUCGAGAGAAAGUAGAAAUUAAACAAUUAAAUCAUUUCUGGGAAAUUGUUGUUCAGGAUGGAGUUACUUUGAUCACCAAGGAUGAAAGCCCUGGAAGCUCUGUCACAGCUGAGGAGGCCACAGAGUUUCUAGCCCCCAAAGGCAAAGCCAAGGAAGAUGCAGCAGGACUUGAAGAAGGUGGCGAUGUGGAUGAUUUACUGGACAUGAUAUAGACCAUGAUGUCAGGAAUCCAAGAGUGCCAUCUCCAUGUUGUUGAGAGCUCUCACAGAGGAUCCUGGAAGCCAUUUGGGGACUUGAAGCUCUGGCGAUCAUCCCAGAAGACAGCUUGGGAGUGACUCACCCCCAAAUCUCUACAGAGUGACCACAUAUACAUAUAUUACAAGGAAUAACUUAGACCCUAUCCAAAUUUAUAAAGAGUCAUUGUUUUUUGAUUGGCAUAUUA